Haliotis rufescens (red abalone) is the source of this 1527-nucleotide messenger RNA. Its product is annotated as nephrin-like. NCBI's taxonomy places the organism in Eukaryota, Metazoa, Mollusca, Gastropoda, Lepetellida, Haliotidae. The record is from RefSeq and is a predicted model, not a curated record. The transcript has 8 exons. The coding region runs from base 1 to 1527 and encodes 508 amino acids. Gene Ontology annotation, molecular function: protein binding.
AUGCCCUGCGCUGAUGACGACACGGUUUAUUUACAUCAUGGCAAGCCGACAACACCUGUCCGUCCAGUGUCAACAACUCCAGUGUACAACCAGCAAGUGACCUUGACCUGCAGCUCCACCUCUACCACUGUCCCAGCUGACCAUGGCCUGACCUUGACCUACAUCUGGCAGCGUGACAGAACUCACAUCACAGUAACCUCCCCUGGUUCCCCCUACACCUUCAGAGUGAGUUCCCGGGACAGUCACAGCUACAGAUGCAGAGCCAGAGAAAGUCAGGGUCUGGAGUCAGAGUGGAGCCAGGGGUACAACAUGGAGCCUCAGUACGGGCCCUACCAGAUCUCCCUGACCCCCUCCAUCUCCUCCUACACUGUGACAGAACACCAAGCUCUUCCAUCAAUCACGUGCUCCGCCAUCUGUAGACCCGGAUGUACCUACAGAUGGUUUCACAAUGGAACAGCCUUCAGCAGUGGAGCCGUGCUCCAGGGACAAGCUGACAGAUCUAAGACAGGCUCCUACAGAUACCCAGCAACUGUAAUCAUGUUCACCGUCAACUCACUCAGCGGUACAUUGGCAGUUAACGAGUCUGAUCCGGUGACGUUACGAUGCCAGGUUGAUAGUAACCCAAGGUCAGUCAUCAGAUUACUGAAUGGAACUGAGGAGUUGACAAGGGCAGAUAACUCCAUGACAGCAGAAUAUAGACUGGCGUCAGCAGACUGUCGACAAAGAGGGAACUACUCCUGUACUGCCACUAACAACAUCGGGGCACCUGUCAGCCAGAGGGUGGAGUUGCUGGUCAAAUGUUCUCCUCGACUUGAUGAGACAGCUGUCAAGCAACUCAAAUACGCCUCUAGACUGGGUGGUAACGUGAACGUGUCUGUGUCAGUCCUGGCCUACCCCCUUCCUACAUUCACCUGGAGUAGAACCACCAGCACCAGCCAGGACCUCACUGGUUCCUCCAUCCCUGUCUCCGCCAUCUCGGUCACUGCCAGACUACACCUUACUAACCUCCAACAGCAGGACUUCGGGGACUACAGUCUCACAGUCAACAACGGUGAAAGCAGUUCAGUGACAUAUACAGUCAGCAUAGUGUCUGAAGGGCCACCAGAUGUACCUACACAGUUUAGAGACCUGGAUAAUGCAACAACGUCGUCGGUAUGGUUAUCAUGGCUGCCUGGUUUCAAUGGUGGACACCCUCAGACGUUUCUGCUUGAGCAUCUCAAGUUUGCUACAAGAACUUGGACUGUCUACAAGACCUAUGCAGACACCGGCAAGAUGAUGGUGGUGGAAGUGACUGGGCUUACACCAGGAGAUAUUCACAUAUUCCGACUACAUGCUAGAAAUGACUAUGUGGAUUCUAACAGAUAUGUAUUUGUAGAAACUAGGACUGCUGGAGCGGAUGCUGCAGCAGGUACAAGUACCUAUGAAGGCAUGACAGAGACUCCCCCUGUGACCUAUGAGUCCAUCAGAGCAUCACCAUACCAGAACACUGGAGCAAAUUCUCAAGGUUCUGACCAUGACAAUAAGUAA